CGGGCGCUCUCUGAUGCGGAAGUGACUGUGAGCGCCAAGUAAGAAGCAGUGGCUGGAUCCCAGAACUCCUAAAUCAUGCCUGAAUGGGGGUCUUAUUAUUCCAAGGAGGAGGGUGAUGAAGAAGAGGAACAAGAAGAUGGAGAAGCAGAAACUAAUGAGUAUCGUUUUGGCGGUCGAGACUGCUUAAUAUUCCUUGUUGAUGCCUCUAAGUCUAUGUUUAACCACCUCACCAAUGAUGGGUUAUCUCCAUUUGACCUUACUCUUCAGUGUAUUCGUAACGUCUACACCACUAAGAUCAUAAGCAGCGCGCAAGACCUCUUAUCUGUGGUGUUCUUUGGUACCAAGGAGAGCAAGUCUGAUGCUUUCAAACAUAUCUAUGUUCUUCAUGAUCUGGAAAGCCCAGGUUCAAAAAGAGUUUUAGAACUGGACAAGUACAAGGAUGAGAAGGGGAGAUCUCUGUUUUCUGACACAAUAGGACAUAGCGAGGACUUCUCUCUUGGGGAUGCACUUUGGCAGUGCUCAAACCUCUUUAGCCAUGUGAAAACUAAAACAAGUCAUAAACGCAUCAUGCUAUUUACCAAUGAAGACCACCCUCAUUCCAAGAACCCUGCCAAGAUCACACAGGCAAUUGCCAAAGCUAAAGAUCUUCGGGAAAUGGGAAUCUUUCUUGACCUGUUGCAUCUGGAGAAACCUGGUGGCUUUGAUAUAUCCUUGUUUUACCGUGACAUUAUAAACAUCGAUGAUGAUGAAGAUUUGGGGGUGCAGUUUACAGCUUCAGAAAAGCUAGAUGAUCUCAUGAGAAAAGUGCGGGCCAAGGAAAAUAGGAAGAGGGCACUGACCAGACUUAUCUUUAAACUAGGGAAUGAAGUGUCUCUCUCAGUGGGGGUAUUUAACUUGGUUCAGAAAGCCGUGAAACCCGCCCCUGUGAAAUUGUACCGUGAGUCCAAUGAACCGGUAAAGACAAAGACACGAACAUUCAACAAGGAAACAGGAAGUCUUCUUCUUCCCAGUGAUACAAAACGAUCUCAGACAUAUGGAAAUCGUAAGAUUGUUCUAGAGAAGGAGGAGACUGAGCAACUGAAGCGAUUUGAUGAUCCUAGUUUGGUGCUAAUUGGAUUCAAACCAAUAAACCUAUUAAAGAAGCAUCAUUUCAUAAAACCUGCACAGUUUGUGUACCCAGAAGAGUCCCUCGUCACUGGGAGCAGUACUUUGUUUCACGCUUUGCUGACCAGGUGCCAGUCCCGGAAGGUUAUGGCCGUCUGCAGGUAUAUACCCCGCAGAAAUACACCCCCUCGGUUUGUGGCAUUGAUCCCACAGGAGGAGGUACUGGAUGAUAACAAUGUGCAGAUCAAACCACCAGGUUUCAGUCUUAUUUUCCUACCAUUUGCUGAUGACAUACGAAAAGUUGACUUCCCAGAAAAGAUUACUGCUAGUGAUGAGCAGGUCAAUAAAAUGAAAGAAAUUGUGCAAAAGAUGAGAUUUAAAUACAGGAGUGAUGCCUUUGAGAACCCUGCGCUUCAGCAGCACUUCCGUAACCUAGAGGCCCUUGCUUUGGAUAUGAUGGAACCAGAGCCCAUUGAGGAUCUGACAUUGCCAAAGGUGGCAAUGAUUGAUAAUCGUGUGGGCUCUCUGGUGGAUGAAUUUAAGGAAAUGGUUUACCCUGCAGGGUACAACCCAGAGGGCAAACCUGUAAAAAGAAAACAAGGUGAUGGAGAUGGCCCUGGUGAGAAAAGAGCCAAAGCAGACAUUUCAGUCUCUGAAGAAGAACUGAGGAACUUUGUAAAGAAUGGGACACUAGGGAAGCUGACUGUGCCUGUGUUAAAAGAGGCAUGCCGAAUGUAUGGGCUGAAGGGUGCAAAGAAACAGGAGUUGGUUGAUGCCCUUGUAGGUCACUUCAAAAAGAACUAGUCACCUUGUUCAGUCAGUGAGAGAUAAUCUUGUAUAAGCAUAUGCGGAUUCAAAUAGCCUUCUGUUAUAAUUACUUUGAUCAUCCAACUCUUUACCAUUAUUGGAGUUUAAAAAAAGAUCACAUUUCCUACAUACUGGAAGCUAUCAGUAUGUGGAUGAGCAGGUCUUAUGAACUCUGCUUGCUAUGGAAGUAAGAAUUCUUGCUAGCCAUGUCAUUAAAAGUUUGAUUGUCAGUGUGCCAUGCUUUUUUUUGUAAAUUAAAAAUUGCAUUUUAGGUUUGCCUUUCUACCCAGUUAUUAAAAUGUAAUUUUCUGUGCUACUUUCCUUCCACGUAUGUGAAAAAGAUGCCAGUAUAUAAUUUUGGAACAGUGGCAAUUGAGAAUUUGGUAAUUUAUGUCUUGUACCACUACUUUAUGUGCGGGUAUAUGGUGGUUC
Messenger RNA from Pelobates fuscus (common spadefoot toad), 2343 nucleotides. It is a transcript of the gene XRCC6, whose product is annotated as X-ray repair cross complementing 6. Bases 76 to 1908 code for a protein of 610 amino acids. Gene Ontology annotation, cellular component: nucleus; Ku70:Ku80 complex. The transcript has 13 exons. NCBI's taxonomy places the organism in Eukaryota, Metazoa, Chordata, Amphibia, Anura, Pelobatidae. Gene Ontology annotation, biological process: telomere maintenance; double-strand break repair via nonhomologous end joining. The record is from RefSeq and is a predicted model, not a curated record. Gene Ontology annotation, molecular function: damaged DNA binding; telomeric repeat DNA binding; DNA helicase activity.